This is a messenger RNA of Brenthis ino (lesser marbled fritillary), 1311 nucleotides long. The record is from the annotation of a GenBank genome assembly. NCBI's taxonomy places the organism in Eukaryota, Metazoa, Arthropoda, Insecta, Lepidoptera, Nymphalidae.
AUGGAAGUCAGCAAAAGUGAUCUGGGGGCGUUGGAGUACAACCCAUUUGAACAUCGUGUUAUAAAAAAACCUAACUCAGAUAUAAGAUCACUUGCCAAUUUGAUCAAAGCCUCUCUAGGAUCUGGAAUUCUAGCUAUACCUUUAGCAUUUGCUAAUGCAGGAUGGGGAAUAGGCAUUGUUGGCACUGUUGUAAUAGCAUUUAUAUGUGGACACUGCGUUCAUAUAUUUGUUAAAGUAUCUAGAGAAUGUUGCAAAAUUGUACGAAAACCUUUAUUGGGUUACUCGGAAACAUGUCGAGUAGCCUUUGCUGUAGGGCCGAAAAGGCUCAGGCCGUUAUCAAAUGCAGCUGGUAUAUUCGCCGAAUUUUCGUUGAUAUUCACAUAUGUCGGAGUUUGUUGCAUUUUCACAGUGCUUAUAGCAGAUUCUAUAAAACAGCUCUUAGAUCAGUAUGUGCCAGGAUUUAUUUUGCAAGUAGAAUAUUACUGUUUGAUACUUCUAAUACCAUUAUGUAUGAUGGUCCAGAUUAGAUAUUUGAAGUGGCUGGCCUCGUUUUCAAUUGUAGCAAAUGUCUUACUAGUUUUAACUUUUGGAAUAUGUUUGUAUUAUAUAUUCAAAGAUGACAUAACCAUAGCAGACAAACGAGUGAUUGGGUACCCUGCGAGGUUUCCUGCUUUUCUUUCCACAGUGAUAUUUGCUAUGGAAGGCAUCGGUGUGGUGAUGCCAGUUGAAAAUGCUAUGAAAAAACCAGAGCAUUUUCUCGGAUGCCCUAGCAUUCUAGUGAUAGCAAUGACUUUCAUCAUGCUUUUGUAUGCCACACUGGGACUAUUCGGAUACUUCAGAUACGGUGAUGAACUGCGAGGAUCUAUCACCUUAAACUUGCCAGUUGAUGAAUGGCCAGCAGUUUGCGCUAAAGUUUUUAUCGCCUUAUCUAUUUUAUUUACAUAUCCCCUACAUUUUUACGUCGUAAUCGACGUACUUGCUACCUACGGAGAGCCAUAUAUAAAGGAGCAACAUAGAAAUAUAGCUCAAAUCUUUACUAGAAUAGCUGGUGUAUGUUGUUGCGGUGCCAUCGCUAUAGCACUGCCCAUGUUAGAGCAAAUUAUCAAUAUUGUAGGUGCUGUUUUCUAUUCCAUUUUGGGACUGCUAAUUCCAGGAAUAAUAGAAAUUGUAUUCAGAUGGAAUAAUCUUGGAAAAUUUAAUUGGAUUUUAUGGAAAAACUUAUUGAUUAUCUUGUUCGGAUUUGGGUGUCUCUCCUCCGGCCUCACAGUCACAAUAAUGGAUAUAGUUGAAAAACUUAAUAAUAAGGUUGAA